Lactuca virosa is the source of this 383-nucleotide messenger RNA. The record is from the annotation of a GenBank genome assembly. Lineage: Eukaryota; Viridiplantae; Streptophyta; Magnoliopsida; Asterales; Asteraceae.
AUGAAGCUUAUCAGCAAUCGAAUCAAACCGAAAUCUCCUUUGUACACAGAGAUGAUAGUAAAUGGUUGCAAAUUUGAAGGACAUUUUGUUACUAAUAUAAUUAAUCAAUUUGCGUCAGAUUCAAUGACAUAUGUCUUCAUUUUCCGUAACGCCCGUCAGAUUUCCGUCUACUUGAUUUUCCGGCGGUGUUUCGUACAAGACGAAUGAGAGCUCUAUGGAUGAAAAAGAAAGGCAACGAAAAAACAAAAAUGAGUAUAUUUGGUUAAAAAGAUUGUUAAAAAGGCUUGAAAUUGGUUAACGUGACCCCAAAAAUAGAAUUGUUAUUGUCGCAAAAAUUGAAUUCUCAUAAUCACAACGUAAACAAGGUGUAUAGAAUUGGCAAG